AGCUGGAAAACCAAGUCUCAGCCUUGCCUGUGAGAUGAAUGGAAGCCACAUCCAAUCUCUGAUUCUCAGGAAUUUUACAGAGAUUGAAAUAGCGAACACAUUUCUUUACCCAAUUUCGAGGAUUAGAGCCAUUAAACACUGGAAAUUCGAGUUUAGGAUUUGCAUCAUCUUGCUCAACAUAUUCUGUUGCUCCGCUCGCUGUAAAGUAGAGGAUGCGUCCCUGCCCCUAUUGGCCGUUCGGCACAUCUGCUGUAAUCAACGGCUGGCGGUCGGCCGUCAACACGUGGAGCUGUGGUCGGUUGCUGCUGGGUUUCGCUGGCGUCGGUCGCUGCGGCAGAGGAUAGCUAGACGGCGGUUCCUCCAUCGCCCACGUCACGCGGGUGCCAUUUUAAGCUUAAUCGUCACCACCGCCGGCAUUGCGAAGGAACUUCACCCAUCAUCUGCGAGAUGUAGUCAUGAGCGGCAACCAUCUUGAAAAUCUCCACCGGCGCUCGUGCCAAUUUGGCGGUUCCGCCCGUGCUUGCUGCGAGAUCAAGCCACAUCGGCAACGGCGAUUCCAAGUCCCCCUCGGAGAUUCUAACUAAGGGCUUCGCCGAGAGCUUUGAUUACAUCGGGCUCUACCCGACAUCCAAUUUCCUUUCAAGGAAACCGAUUAGCCCCGAUGGUCAACCGGAAAUAACAUACACUAACGGUG
Molecule: messenger RNA, 694 nt
Organism: Cuscuta campestris
Lineage: Eukaryota; Viridiplantae; Streptophyta; Magnoliopsida; Solanales; Convolvulaceae
Source: the annotation of a GenBank genome assembly